UCAUGCGCAGCUUCCAGCCCUUCCCUCCUGUCUCUACAGCAGCCGGCCGGUUUGCGCCCUCCUCUCCACCACAGCGGUGUUUGACAUGACGUCACCGCGCUGUUGAUCUCCGUUUCGUUGACAGCACGGGGCUGCUGAUUGCCGUAACGAGCCCGGUAGAAAGAACUUAGGAGGAUAAUAAUAAUAGACUGUCACAAAACGCGCGGAGUUACUCAACGGGAGGAAGCGUAAUUGGAUUGAUUAAUGCCUAGAUACGAUAAAGGGAAAAAAAUAGCUUCUGCGCUUCGUCACAUUCAGUAUCCAGCCUCAUUUAUUUUUUUUACAUUUUUUACUUCAACUCACGAGUCACAAGAGCUUUCGCCCUCGCCGUCCUUCUCAAGACCUUUCUCAGGCGGAGCCGGCUGGGUGGCCAUUGCCAUUAAUCUGCGAAAGGUCUCAUUACGUCCUAUUGGUUAUGGAGUUAGAAUCAAAGUUAAAUGAAGCAAAAGAAGAGUUUACUUCUGGUGGGCCAAUUGGUCAGAAGAGAGACCCCAAAGAAUGGAUACCACGCCCUCCUGAGAAAUAUGCAUUGAGUGGUCACAGAAGUCCUGUCACACGUGUAAUUUUCCAUCCUGUCUUUAGUGUUAUGGUCACAGCUUCAGAAGAUGCAACGAUAAAGGUCUGGGACUAUGAGACAGGAGAUUUUGAAAGAACACUCAAAGGACACACAGACUCUGUACAAGAUAUUUCUUUUGACCACUCUGGCAAGCUACUGGCCUCUUGCUCAGCUGAUAUGACUAUUAAGCUAUGGGAUUUUCAAGGAUUUGAAUGCAUAAGAACCAUGCAUGGUCAUGAUCACAAUGUGUCCUCAGUAGCCAUCAUGCCCAAUGGCGAUCAUAUAGUUUCUGCCUCCAGGGAUAAAACCAUUAAGAUGUGGGAAGUGCAUUCUGGGUAUUGUGUGAAGACUUUCACUGGCCACAGAGAAUGGGUCCGCAUGGUGAGACCAAACCAGGAUGGUUCACUGAUUGCUAGUUGUUCCAAUGACCAGACAGUUCGUGUUUGGGUUGCAGCAACAAAAGAAUGCAAAGCAGAACUUAGAGAGCAUGAGCAUGUUGUAGAAUGUAUUUCCUGGGCCCCAGAGAGUUCAUAUUCUACAAUAUUGGAUGCUACAGGAUCUGAGACAAAGAAGAGUGGUAAACCCGGACCAUUUCUGCUUUCUGGAUCCAGAGACAAGACUAUUAAGAUGUGGGAUAUUAGCACUGGAAUGUGCCUAAUGACACUUGUUGGCCAUGACAAUUGGGUACGUGGUAUUCUGUUUCAUCCAGGAGGAAAGUUUAUACUGAGCUGUGCAGAUGAUAAAACCCUCCGCAUUUGGGACUUUAAGAACAAACGAUGCAUGAAAACCCUAAAUGCGCAUGAACACUUUGUUACCUCUUUGGAUUUCCAUAAGACUGCACCAUACGUGGUCACUGGAAGCGUAGAUCAAACAGUAAAAGUGUGGGAGUGCCGUUGAUUUGAACUCACCUACAAUUCCCUUGCCUCACCCUUUACCUCUGGAUGCACUCAGAUACCAUGGUUACCCGUUGAGCUCUGUUAAUACCUAUUGUUCUUUCAUGUAAAUUAUUCUGGAUGUAGAUUGAGCUUAUUAAAUGUUACACAAAAAGUAUUCAUGCAUGGUGAAUCCAAAUUGUAUACUGUAAAUUUACAUACAUUGUUUAGAAGUACCAUAGGUUUAAGAACUCGGGCAGGCAUUGGUCACAUCAGACCUAAGGGGCAAGAGAUGGGCAAUUCAGCCAUCAUAAUAGCUGACAAUGUAAUUUGAUGUACCUGCAGGAUUAUGCCUGUUGCCAUCAUUGGUUGGUUUCAUUGAACAGUAGGCUCACUUCAGAAGCACAUAAUUGUGGUGCUUUUUGGAAAGUAAUGUUAUCUGCUGCACUGUGUUAGUGUGCUUUAAAAUUGACAUUUCAAUUUGGGAGUGUCUCGUCUUUAGAGCCUGAACUUUUAAGACCGCAUUUUUUUUUUUACUAUUUUUUUUUAAAUCUGUGAAAGAGAAUUGCAGAAUUAAUGCACUCAGUACUUAUUACACCUAGUUUGUGGGGACAGAGUGUUAGGAAUUUUGAUUACUAUCGAAUAAUCAUCACUUAAGGCAAUGAGUUAUAUAUUACACUUUUGCCUUUAUGGAGUUGAUUGUUGGAUGUUAACCAAAGAGUUGUCAUUGAAGAAUAAAAUUAAAAUUAUGCACAGAAUUGUCAAAAGAUUGAAAAAGUUAUCUCUGUAAUUUACUUUAUAUUACAACCUUGGUGUAUCCUUAAAUGUAUUUACCUCUUCAUUUAUCCCUUUUAAUAGCCACUGUGUGCCUCAGGGUUGUGCUGCUAACUUGCCUUUCCCUUUAGAGGUUUUGUAGAUCUUGGAGACUUUUUCAGAAUGCAAAUCAAAAUUAUUCACAAUGCUUGUAUUUUUAAUAGCAGAAACUGCAAAUCUUGAACUGACAUGUUCAGCAAUUACUAAAUAUUUAAAAUUAAGAAAAAUAAAUGGACUCUAAGGCAGGUAUGCAUGGAUUUACCUUUUUUUUUUUUUUCUUUUUGCCACUCAUACUUUUCUUACCACCUUAUUUUGUUAUUUUGGUUUUCUGUUUUGUUUACCCCCCUUUCUCUACAUGGUUAUUUCUGGACUACUACUUUCUUUGAGCUGAGUUUUUCUUUUAUAUUCAAGCUUGUAACAUUUUUAUGUAGUAUAAUUAUUUGAAUCCGUUUGUAGACCCUAAACUAAAUUUGAUUAUAUUACAUGAAAAAGCCAGUAAGUGUUUACCACCUUAUUUUUCUGCGAGAUAUUCUUAUCCUGAUGUAUAUCAUUACAUACAUUACAUUCAUUUAUGAUUCAGAUAGAGCAUGACAUUUUAAGCAACUUUCUGAUUUACUCCUAUUAAUUUUUCUUUGUUUUCUUACUAUCUUUAUUUAAAAAGCAAGAAUGUAAAGCUUUAUAGCCGACCCAUUUUUGGUUGAGAACCUGGGUUAUGCUUGUUUAUUGGUUUGCUCAAAGUAGCCACAAAUAAGCAAGUGCCAUACAGGGUGCUGAACCUAAAAUGUGCUGUCUCCUAAGCUUUAAAUUCCUGCUUUUUAAAUAAAGAUAGCAAGAGAACAAUCAAAAAUUGAUAGGGGUAAAUUAUAAAGUUGCUUAAAAUUGCAUGCUUUAUAUUAUUAAAGAAAAAAAAUGGGUUUAGUAUCCCUUUUAAUAAUGAGGAUUGUGAAGGCUGGUGUCUUUAGACUGCCUAAAUAAAUUGGCUUUAAUCUGCAUUUGAUAAGCAACUACAAAGCUCAUCGAGACAUUUAAUAACAAGAAAUGAAGAGGUAAAUAAAUACCUCUGACUUGCACUUUUUACAAAUCUGUUCCAAUAUAUGCACAUUUUUUUUAAAAUCCAUUGAAGCAUCACAUUUAGGCAGAAACUAUGCCGCUCUACACCUUCUAAUUUGACACUUACAUGUGGUACUUUGAUCUUCAUAGCUCUAGGUGACAAUGAUAUCCCAUAUUUUACUUUUAUCAAAGAAGUUUGCAGUGAUAGCAUGCUACAGAUCAGUUUAAGGAAACAAAUUACAAUAUUUAAUAUUUGAAUUAAAGAUCACCUUUAACACCAGUGUCUUCCUUUUUAGAAUAUAUUUGCAUUUUUUGUGUCUGCCAUUUAAUACUGAUGGCUGAAAGCGACAUAGUAAGUGUUGACAUGUUAAAGCGUACUUCCUAAAGUGUUUUUUUUUGUUUUGUUUUUUCUAUGUAGUGCUGUUUUGUAUAUUGCUUUUCAAAAGUGUCCCCUAAGAAUAUUUGUCUUUAAUGCCACAAAUUCUUUGAUAAAUGUCAGUCUUUUGGAAAAUUAGUUAAAUUCCCUUUAUGGAUAACGCACCAAUCACUUGACAUUUUACCAGUUAAUGAAAGUAAGACAGGGCUACACGUGUGUGUGUGUGUAUGUAUGUAUAUAUAUAUAUAUAUAUAUAUAUAUAUAUAUAUAUAUAUAUAUAUAUAAUGUGUGUGUAUAUAUAUAUGUAUGUGUGUAUAUAUAUAUGUGUGUGUGUAUGUAUAUAUGUUUGCACAUACACUGGGUUUUACACUAUACUUCCAGUAUAUGUAUGACUUAGUUCUGGUGAGAGUUAAUAAAAGUCUAGCCUCUACCUGCAAUGAGUUUGUUUCCAAAUAGCACUGUUUUUGUUUUCUUUCAUAAUGUGGUGAGAGUCCAUGAUCUCCAGCUGCUUUUUUUAAAAAUCAAAAUCCAUUAAAAAAUACUACGAAUUAUUAAAUGCUUCAAUUCAUUUUCUGACAAGGCUAGACAACAUAUGGUUUGCACAUUAUGCUAGACAUUGUUAAAGGCAUUUGCUUUGAUUUAUGAAGUGCUUUAAAGAACCUCUUCUCAAAAAUCGUUUUCUAUUUAUGAAAAUAUAUUUGGUAUGUUCGUAACCUCUACAUUGGUAUAUUUCCGUAUAGAUUAUAUUUAUAUAUUAGUAAUGGAAAACCCAGAUGUCCUUUGCUACUAAAAUCUUACUUCUGAAUCUUAUUUUCUUUUAUAAUUUUAUUUAUUUAUAAUGUAUCACUGAAUAUUGCUCCUAACCUUUUAAUGCAGCUGGUUUCUAAAAUGUGUGUUUACACCUGUUUCAUUGGCACAAAUGUUAAACUAUACAGUUUUGCAGUUUAGAUAAUCCCUAUGUUUAUUUAGUUUGUAUUCCUCAUUUUACAGAUUAGAAAGUCACAAUUUAUUUUUACAUGAAAUUAAAUUUUUCUCUAAUUGUAUUUUGUUUCCUUAAAGUCCGUUGUAUAUUUUUUUUGUUUUGUUUGUGAGAUGUUACAUGCAGGCAUACAUAUACAUCUGAGGAUUUUGCUUUCACUUUUAAGGGUAUGUUUUAUCUGAAAAAAUUGAAAUCUUGAAAAUUGAAGGCUUGAACAUGCAAGAUGUACAGACCAGAGGUUCAUGGUCAGUCAGAGAUGAGGGAUGUCUAUUUUAAUAAUUUAGAACAAUUUCUUUUCCAAUUCUGAAUGGCAGGAUAUGCGCUCUGGAAAUUUUGGUAGACAAGUACCUGUAGAAAUUACCUCUGAAUAUUUUUGACUGCUUAUAGUUGUAAAUAAAUGUUAUUUGUACUCCUUGCAGCAUCAGUUCUGAACUUAAUAAGUAAAUGCCUCUUUGCAAGAAUUGUGGCAAUGAAAACAAGCCAAUUUCAGUCUGGUAAAUUUUCAGUAGAUGAAAUUUGCUUUUUGUGAUUUAAAACAGAGAUGGUCUGACAGAAAUAAUGGCAGUUAAGAGUGAAUUAGAUACAUAUUACUGAGUUAAUUGCAUUGUGCACUUUAGAAGAAUAAGCCGUCCUGCUUUUGUGUGGUGUGACCAAUGAUGUUCCCAGGCACAAAUUAAAGAAAAUUACUGGUUAUCAGCAAGUUGUCCAAAGGCUUUGGAUCAAUUUAUUCCAAAGCUUGAUCCUUUACCCACAAAGACAAGUCUACUUUAAAUAGUCCUUGCUUUCUCCUGUGUUGUCUGUUUUAUGCAAACUGCCUAGUAAAUUCAUUUCAGUAGCUCCUGGCUAAUGCCCUCUUCAAAAGCCAGUGAAAAUAAUUUAUAUUUUGAUGUACAGUGGUGGCUUGGUAAUCCUUGAAAUGUUAACAAGGAGAAAUUAGUUAAACUAUUUCUUAAACUAAUUAAAUAACAUUAAGGCACUUAUAUCUCAAAAUAUCUAGCUUAAAAUAGUUGAAAUGCUCAUAGUUUGAAUGAAGUUUGGUUAAAAAAAUGCCCAAAAUCCUCUUCCUAUAUAUGGCUCUCCUAAAAAGUGGAUUUACAAGUCACAACUGCUUUUACCUAUUCUACUAUACCAUGUAAUUGACUGAAUCAAGCCCCUUGGGCUUCCACUGCACACUUCAUCCCUCACCUUUCUUGGAUUUAUUGUGGAGAAAAACUAGACUUUAAUUUUCUUAUCCUUCACAUGGACAUGAGUGCAAGUGUCCAUUUUCAUAAACUGAUUUAUUUUGGAGGACAUUUCUUUUCCAAGACUACGCAUAACUGAAAGGAAAAUUACACAAAAUGCAAAUAUAAGAUCAGUAAAGGAAUGUAUAUAAUACUGCUCUGUGUUUUACAGUAAGAUUUGUUGCUCUCAAACUGUGUAAAACAAAAUUUAUUCAUGUUUUCUGCAUAUUAAAAAAAUAUUGUACCAAUUGUUAAACUAUUAAAUGCAUAUAAAACCAA
Messenger RNA from Bombina bombina (fire-bellied toad), 6184 nucleotides. It is a transcript of the gene PAFAH1B1, whose product is annotated as platelet activating factor acetylhydrolase 1b regulatory subunit 1. Gene Ontology annotation, molecular function: protein binding. Lineage: Eukaryota; Metazoa; Chordata; Amphibia; Anura; Bombinatoridae. The record is from RefSeq and is a predicted model, not a curated record.